GCAUGCGCAGUUUGGAGAGCACGCUCUGCGGCCGCCAUUUUGCUCAGACGUCGCAGGUAGUGAGUGAGGAGCCGAGACGUUCACGGUGACCGGGCCCAUGGUUCUAGUACAAACGUUAUAACCCACAAACUGCUGCCAGACAUAUCAUACAGGUAUAAUUUCUUUUGACCCGAAAAUGUCACUAAUCAUCCGGCUGCAGGGUCUUUCUGCUGUAGCAGAUUCUUUUGACAUUCGGCAGUUCUUUUGCGGAUUGAAUAUUCCCAGAGGAGGCGUGUACAUCACCGGUGGAAAAUACGGUGAGGCUUAUAUUGUAUUUGCAACUUACGAAGAUGCUCGGUACGCCUUGGGCCUGUCAGGCCGUCCUCUUAAGGAUUCAUAUGUCCGCCUCACGUACAGCAAUGAAGAGGAAAUGAGACGUGCGUUGGAGCUGUACCAAAUAGGUCUAAAGCCAUCAUUGGGUGCUUCAAAUCAUCCAGAGGUUAAUUCAAGAGGUCUUGGGAGACCAACAUUUUCAUAUAUAUACAUACAUGGGAUGCCAAUCAAAGUCACAAAAGUGGAAUUACGAGAGUUUUUUAGAGGACUCCUCGUGGAAGAUGUCUUGUUUUUGAAAUUUGUAAAUGGAGUUAGGAAUGGAAAUGCCAUUGUCAAGUUUGGAAGAAGCACUGAUGCUACUGAAGGGCUGAAACUCCACAAUCUGGCCCUUUGUGGUUCACCAGUGACUCUCAAGCUUUCUAGUGAGCUUGAAUGGGCCAAACAUGGUGGAGAAAAUUCUGCAAAGAGGCAACGGUCUCCUCCUCCACGUUUCGCUAGCUAUGCAAGGCGACGGACCAGGACCAGGUCAAGGUCCAGGUCCAGGUCAAGGUCCAGAACACCAGUACAUAGAAGACGACGACGUGGAUCACCUUAUGUGCGUGAAUACUUUGUGCAUCUUAUUAAUUUGAGUUACAGAGCUGAGAAAAAAGAUAUCAAGAGGUUCUUUUUUGAUCUUGACAUGAAAGACUCUCACAUUAACUUCCUAGUUGACAAAGAAGGUAAAAGGACAAGAGAAGGUUUUGCUAUGUUCACUACCGAAAAGGAUUAUAGAAGAGCGCUCAGCCUGAACAAGGAAACCUUCAAGGGCCACAGUGUAAAUAUAUUACCGAUCUCCAAAAGGGAUAUGCUGGGACUGAUUGAUCGUAUGAAAGUCAGAGUUUGUAAAGAUCGCUCAGAUAGGAAAAAGUCUCCAAGUCGGUCCUCUAAAGAACAGAAGUAUUUAUAUCUGCGAAAUUUUCCAUUUAACAUCACCAAAGCUGACGUUCAGAAAUUCUUUACUGAGCAAACUUUGAAAGAGGAUGACAUUACUCUGUUACUUGACAGUAAAGGCGUCGGGCUUGGGGAAGUAUUGGUAAAGUUUGCCGAUGAAAAAGAGGCAUCCAAAGCUGAAAAACAAAAUAAGCAAACAUAUCUAGGGAUUAAAAUCCUCUUGAGCAGAAUUACCGAGGAACAAAUGAAGUCGUUACAGACGGUUAAUCAAGCGGAUGACGACAUAGUCACCGAAGCAGAUGAUCCUGAUUUCACUUCAGAUGCAUUACCCAAUUUGGUUACCGUUGCGGAUGCACCACCGGAGCAAACCAAUGGCGAGUCCCCGGCGCCAGACUCCAAUGAAGUAGAUAUUCCCUCUGAAUCGGAAACUGUGCCACCUUCGGAUAAAGAACCGGAAGCCACACCAGUAUCCGAUUCCGUACAGGAAGACCCUAUGGUUCAGAGCGAACUUCCAGAGGAAAAUCUAGAUGAUGCAAAUGGUUGCGUUGAGGAAAUGCCCUGCGAGGCCGAAGCCACAAAGAAAAGUGAAGUAACACUACUGUUUGUUAGGAACUUGCCCUCUUCGGUCACUGCUGCCGAGGUUUUAGACUUUUUCCAUGACUACAAAGUGAGCUCUGUGAAUCUGAAAAAUAUUGAAAGAGGCAUCGCCUCAGUUCGCUUGCCAAGUUACGCAGAAGCCGAAUCUGCCAUAAAUACCCUUAACAAGAAAGAAGUGGGCCUUAAGCAGGUGUUCCUCAGUUUAAUUUGAGUUCUGGUGCAGUUUCUUUGGUAAGUCUUUGCCUUUGGUAAUUGCCUAUUUUCCAACAUUAGGGGUUGUAUCCGAUUCCAGUUUUGUUAAUAUUGGAUAAAAAUUUAAUUAAAUUUUUUGUUCUGUGACAAAUCCUGGAAUUUGUACAAAGUGAAAUAAGCAAGGAGUUUUUUUUUAAGCGCAGUUUAUUGUAGAUUAGCCUAUAGCACAUGUUGAGUAUCAGUUAUGAAAAUUGAUUUUUCUAAUGUCAUGUUGGUAGGACUUCACCAAAUUUUCUCUGUUGGAAUUAAAAUUGCUUUAAUGAUCACAUAUGAGGGGCAGGAUGUAAGCUAAUUCUUAAGUUGUAUUUUCCAUAGCUUGCAUUUUGAGGAAUAGUUAGUUGGAAGCAGACGAACUAUGGACAUCACCCCACAGAUGUUAUGUGUACAUAGGAUUAUUAGUCAGCAGCUGAUGCCUCGUGAAAAUGCGAUGUUUGCUUUGUAUAAAUAAAUGUGAAAGUUGGAACUUAAUUAUGUUAGAAAGUGGAAAAUUCUUGCUAAAAGGGAACAACUUAACCCUUAUCCACAGGAUAGGGGAUGUCGGGCAGGGAUCUGACUGCUGGGCCCUGAUGCCUUUUCAGAGAAUCUCUCCUGAUCCUGUUCUGCUCAAGCAUAUGUAGUGAAUGGGGAGGGAAGAAAGCCAGAGGCCAGACACUUCUGCCAAUGGGUUAUCUCCUGAAAGUCACAAUAGACCCAGUCAUCAGGGGGCCACGUGCACAUUAAAUGGUUUAGAAAGCAUAGAUGUAAUGUUUAUCGCUAUUUUGAAGAUGGUCAGGUAAUCCAGCCAAAAUCUGAUCUAAUGCUUAUGACUAGCUUUACGUUGGCCUAGCCCAGGGAUGGGCAAACUCGGCCCUCCAGCUGUUUUAAAACUACAAAUCCCAUCAUGCCCUGCUGUAGGCAAACUGGGAAUGAUGGGAUUUGUAGUUUUACAACAGCUGGAGGGCAGAGUUUGCCCAUCCCUGGACUAUCCAAAUCUUAGCCUGAUCUAUGAGCCAGCAAUCAUGAGCUGUAGAUCUGUAUCCACAUAAUGACAUACUUGUUAGAGUGGAGUUCUACUAUGUCAACCCCCCCCCCCUUUCUCUCUAGUAAAAAUGGUUCCCCUAUCACUACAUCACAGCAGCCUGCUCCCACCACCACUUUCACAGUAGUCAAGUGCUGUUAAGGGUGGGUUCACGUCACGUUUAUCAUCUACGUUUAGCGUGUACAUCAUGGAACCUCCUGUGGUUAUAUGUCUGACGGAAGGCUCAUAAGGCGACGUGAACCUACCCUAAAAAUGCAGAAUUCUAAAGUUUAUGUCCAAAAUAAGUAUUUGUUAUUCAUGGGAUCCUUAAAGAGUACCUCUAAUUAUAAACAACUUUUAAAAGAUGAAUAGUGCAUGUGAAUAUAAGAAACUUUAUAAUACAUCUUAAAAAAAAAAGAAAUGUCCUCUAUUUACUUUUAUCAUUUUGCUUUGCUUUUUCCCCUGCUUUUAACAUUGAAUUCUACGGUGGAGGUGAAGGAGGCUUCUGGAUGAGAGAGACACAAACUGCAGUUUCUUAGCUCUAUGACACCUAGAACUUUUUGUUCUGAUAUCUAGUAAGAUAAGCAUCUAACAGUGUGAGGUGAUAAAUCACUUACUAGCUGGCAGCCGCCUCCUCUCUCCAUACACUUGUGUGUGGCUGAAAACAGAUGGGAGCUAAUAGAGAUAAGAGGGUGAGGGCAUGGAAAGAGGGCAGCAGUCUGAGAAACCCAGAAGAAAGAAUGAUUCUUUAGGCUAGUUUCACAACUCUGGUGUGAACCUCCAGCACACUCUUCCAGCAGACAAACUGAGAAUUGUCUGGACACAAACCGCAGCAUGCAACAGUUUGUGUCUGGCCGACUCUCCACUUGUCUGCCAGAACAGCGUACGGAUCUCCGCCGGACCCCAGUAAACUCCGGGAAGCUUUUCUCUGCCGGACCAGCCUGCCGGAAUUCACACAGGUAGUGUUAUGGUAGCCUUAAUGAGAUAUAUUACAAAGUUUUAUAUUCACCUGUACUAGUUCAUUUAUGAAAACUGGAGGCAUGCGUUAAUCUUUCUGAGUGGUAUUCUUACGUUACAUUUCUGGCAUACCCAUAGGCUAGAAUUUUAAGAUGAAAGAUUUAUUUCUCUUUUGGCUCUAAU
This is a messenger RNA of Bufo bufo (common toad), 4228 nucleotides long. RefSeq names its product RNA-binding protein 12B-like. The record is from RefSeq and is a predicted model, not a curated record. NCBI's taxonomy places the organism in Eukaryota, Metazoa, Chordata, Amphibia, Anura, Bufonidae. Gene Ontology annotation, biological process: regulation of RNA splicing. Bases 176 to 2050 code for a protein of 624 amino acids. Gene Ontology annotation, cellular component: nucleoplasm; ribonucleoprotein complex. The transcript has 3 exons. Gene Ontology annotation, molecular function: RNA binding.